AUGGUUGACGUUGAAACAACAGCUAUUACCGCUUCGUUUGUUAUUUGGCACUGCGUCUUGUUAUUCUUUGUUCUCGGUAUAAUUGGUCAUUUGCUUAAUUUCUACGUGCUCACUCGACGUAAACUUCGUUCGAGUCCAUGCACUCUCUAUUUUCUUGCAGCGACUGCGGCCGCCUGUGUUGUAGUAUGGAUUAUGCUUCCUUGGCGUUUUCUACAAUAUGCUUAUAAUAUUGAACCAGCUUAUUAUUCGUCAGCCAUCUGCAAAAUAGAAUAUUAUUUGAAUAAUACGACUAGAGCUAUGGCUUCUUGGUUUCUUGGCUUAGCUUGUAUGGAUCGAUAUUUCUGCAGUUCAAGCAAUGUUCGUAUGCGUCACUUUAGUAGUGUACGCAUGGCUCGUAUUAUUAUAAUAUCAUUCACUUUGGUCAUGUUCAUAAUUCAUAUUCAUGUACCUAUCUACAAUAUCGUUGGUACUGGCCGUACACCCGUACCUUUUAGUCAAGUGUCAACAAUAUGUACUAUUACAACCGGCUUUUAUGCAACCUUUAGUCUCUAUUGGUUUUUCAUUGUCUAUGCUUUCUCUCCACCUGUUAUCAUGCUUAUUUUUGGUUUACUUACUUUAUUCAAUAUUCAUCAACGUCGUCGACAAAUUCUACCCAAUGCAUCUGAUAUUAAUAAUCGCAAGAGAGAGAAAACUUCGAGACAAAUGUUAAUCAUGCUCAUUGUACAAUGUACUUUCAUAACUAUUUGUACCAUGCCAACAGCUUUACAACGCUUUUACACCUACUUUACGUCGACACAACAAAAGAGUACAACACAGAAAGCAUUGGAUCAGUUAUUUCUUACUACUACCCUUGCACUUGGCUUUAUUGGACAUUCACUUACCUUCUAUAUGUUCACUCUUUCUGGAUCCAUGUUUCGAGAUGAAGUUAAACAAUUGAUUACAAAAAUUCCAGGAUGCAAACGAGUCUUUGCUACAACGCGUACACAAACAACAACCAAUGGGAUGCUGCCAGUUUCACAUGAACAAAGAAAUCUGGCAACAUUACGAAACUAUCAAACAACCAGAGUAACAACAAAUGCACUUAUCAAUGAAUGA
This is a messenger RNA of Adineta steineri, 1095 nucleotides long. Lineage: Eukaryota; Metazoa; Rotifera; Eurotatoria; Adinetida; Adinetidae. The record is from the annotation of a GenBank genome assembly.